Xenopus tropicalis (tropical clawed frog) is the source of this 3796-nucleotide messenger RNA. RefSeq names its product rhomboid, veinlet-like 1 (gene rhbdl1). The transcript is spliced from 8 exons. The coding region runs from base 621 to 1739 and encodes 372 amino acids. The record is from RefSeq and is a predicted model, not a curated record. Gene Ontology annotation, molecular function: serine-type endopeptidase activity. Gene Ontology annotation, cellular component: membrane. Lineage: Eukaryota; Metazoa; Chordata; Amphibia; Anura; Pipidae.
ACCUGCCUCCCCUAAUCUCCUGCCAUUGAGCCCCAUUACCUGCCUCCCUUAUUCUCCAGUCCCACCCCUGUCUCACCUUAUUCCUUUCCUGCACCCUCUCUGUUUGCCCCUACAUCACCUGCCCUCCCACCUCACCCAUUACCCUUCACCUACCCCAGAGCUGUAGCAUCUAACUCCUGUUGCAUUUCUUGUCUCCCUUAACCCCCUUCCCACCCCCUGUACCCCCAGUCCCAGUGUUAUAUUCCCCUGUCCCUCUCCAAGUCCUGCUCCCCUGGGCUCCAUCUCAGCUACCUGCCAGCCCCCCGCAUCCCCUGCAUUGCACCUCCUGUACCUGCUCCCCCACUGCUCCCCCUGUGCUCCAUCUGCUCCAGACUCAUCACCAUUUUCUCUCCAUCCCUGACUCUUCCUGCAACCACCCUGCCUUCACCUGCAUAUCCAGCCCCUGGUACCACCUCCCACCCCCACCUUGUUGGUAUUUCCUUCAGUCGCCCUAAUAUGCCCCCUCUCCCAGGCACAGUGGGGUAGGCUGGCAGUGUGCAUGGGAUUGCCUGCAGCUACAGGGAACACCCCCUAUCUCUCAUUCCUGCUGCAGCCUUCACACAAGUCCCGACUGCGGGUAUAUGGACAGGAGUUCCAUGCUGCGACUGAUCCAGGGGCAGCUUGACCCAGAGAAUACAGGUUUUGUGUGCGCAAAAACAUUUGCUGCCCUGGUCAACGAUCAUGAGCUGCCCCUGGACCCUGCCAAGUUGGAAAUGUUAUUUGCCCUUUCUCAGGGCAAUGAGGAGGGACAAAUCUGCUACUCUCAGCUGGUGGACCUGAUCAGCAGCAAAAGGUCCAGCAGUUUCAGAAGGGCCAUCACCAGCGGCCAGCGUGCCCUCCCAAGAGAUGUUCUACUCGAUCAAGAUGGGCUCGGCAUCUACAAACGAUUUGUACGUUAUGUGGCCUAUGAGAUUUUGCCGGGUGAGAUGGAGAGACGCUGGUACUUCUACCAACACCGGCCCUGCCCACCGCCUAUCUUCAUGGCAGUUGUCACAUUAACUCAGAUCAUUGUUUUCCUCUGUUAUGGAAUCAAACUGAACAAGUGGGUCUUACAAACGUACCACCCGGAAUAUAUGAAGAGCCCCCUUGUAUACCACCCUGGGCACCGUGCCAGAGCGUGGCGUUUCCUCACCUAUAUGUUCAUGCAUGUCGGCCUGGAACAGUUGGGAUUUAACACCCUCUUGCAGUUAAUGAUCGGAGUUCCCUUGGAGAUGGUUCAUGGGAUACUAAGGAUCAGUUUCCUGUACCUUGCUGGGGUUCUGGCAGGAUCCCUUGCAGUAUCCGUCACAGAUAUGAGGGCACCACUGGUCGGCGGGUCGGGUGGAGUCUACGCCCUCUGCUCCGCCCAUCUUGCCAAUGUUGUUAUGAACUGGGCUGGUAUGCGCUGCCCUUACAAGGUCCUUCGAAUGAUACUCGCACUGGUCUGCAUGAGCUCAGAAGUAGGUCGUGCCGUCUGGCUCCGUUUCUCCCCACCGCUCCCAGCAGCUGGACCCCAGCCCAGUUUCAUGGCUCAUCUGGCUGGUGCGGCUGUGGGUGUCAGCAUGGGUUUGACCAUUUUGCGCAGCUACGAAGAGAACCUCCAGGACCAGUGCGGCUGGUGGGUCAUCUUACUGUGUUACGCUACCUUCCUUGCCUUCGCUAUCUUUUGGAAUGUCUUUGCCUAUGACCUUCUAGGAGUGCAGAUACCACAUCCCCCCUGACCUCUGGACCAGGCAAGUCCCUCCACUGAAGCUCCUAAGGUGGGAGACUGCUUAUCCUCAAUCGUUCCUCAGCUGAGGAACCAGCUAAGAUGUAUCGCUCCAACACAUUGCUGGACCUUCUACACGGGAUCCAGAUGCGGGAGGUCGGGGGUAGAUAUGUGACAAAGCAGGGUCAUGUGAUGCUGUUUGCUCUUUAUAUGUAUGUACCUAUGUGGCCGGGUGAUUUUAUAAGCUCUUACUGUUACAACUCUUCUUGACCUGGACUCGGAGAUGUUCAGGAGUUGGGUUAUCAUCAGGCAAUAAAACAUAUCAUUCUUCCUUCACCAAACACUCACACAGAUUCAUGGGGCUGACAUCUACAUAUGGAAAUAUAAAGGUGUACCGCUAUCGUAGAACCCCACUUGGUACCAUAAGAAUGCUAUACAGGAUAUAGGGAGAGAUAUAGUUCCACCAUGCUUGGCCCUGGUCAACUUGGACACAUAACGAUAGCUGUUUUUUUCCCUUUAUUGUCACCAUUAUGUCCUAAAAGUAAGGGGGGCUGUUUGGGACCAUUAAAUAGAUGCCUUGGAAUAUUUAUCAUUGCACAAAUGCAGUGCACCCUAAUCUCUGCCUGUCCUGAUGAAAACCCACCCCCUGAUGCUCUUCAUGCGCUGGACAUAGAGACCUUACCUACGUAAGGUAAUAAUAUAUAUAUAUAAUAUAAACAAUCUCAGGUCUGGCGAAAGGAUCUCUGUACAGUUGGGGGUUACCCCAGAAUACUUCCCCCCCCCCCCCUUAGAAACCCUUAAUUCGCUACUUGUGUUGAACUGCAGGGUGUUGAUUGCCAUCCCCCAACCUGUCCCACCUCCGACAGGAAGUACCUGGCAGCCAUUUUAAACCAUUUGAAUUUUUGUCCUAAGCUUUAGAAUCAGAGAGGCCUCUCCAUACUGGGAGGCCAUAGCCAACCAAGGGGCUACACCCAUCGCUGCCAGAGGACCCCUCCAGAUCUGGAAAUUACAUUCAGCGUUACCUUAAUGGACAACAAAAGGCCAAAUUACAGGGGUUUCACCAAUUUCUUGGAGACCCUUCCCCCAGUGAAUCUAAUUGCUCACCUUGGACCCUAUUCUGGCACUAGUCUUUUUGAAAAGCCCCAAAUACUUGUCAUUAGAGAGCUGUGCCUCCAUCUUUGUCUAUACUCCCAGUGCUUCCUUUGCUGCCCCCCUGGGGAAGGGCAUGAAGGGUACAGUAAUGUUGGCAUAAUAACUAUACUGCCCUUUCCCUGGGCAGCACUAUAAAACACUGGGAGUAUAGACAAAGAUGGCGGCAUGGCUCCAGGCUGUGUAUGGCUUUUAGAAAGUAACAAUGGCCCAGGGUCCAAGAUAAGUGAUUACAUUUAAUAUGGAGGUGGUGAGUAAACAAACUGGCCCCUCCCAGUGAAUUGGUCUGUUACUGACUCAGUGUAGCUCAUUGCCGACAGUAGGCAAAUCUGCCCAAGAGCAGUACCCCAUGGCAACCAUUAUUAUUCUAGCCGCAAUAGACUGAUCAAAGCCAAUUGCUGAUUGGUUGCUAUGGCUCGUAGCAGCAAAGGGGCAAAUCUACCCUGCAUAAGAGAAUGAGCCCGGCUACUCCUGUGCCAAAAGAUGAUUAAAAAAAAAAAAAAAGCAAUUCUAAUGCAAAUAUUUAUUUUUAUUUAGGGAAGAUAAAGCGGCAUCAGUUUAAAACAUGCCCCGCCUACUGCAAAUUCUGUAUUUUAUAUAAAAAGUAAUCAAAAUAUGGGUAUUUUAUAAAAUAGAAACAUUUAGGACUAAAUGUAAAAAUAUUCCUAAAAUAUAUAUAUAUAUAUAACUGUAGAUGAACACAUUUGUGACAUUUUUGGAGACCCCCUCGCCUCUUUCCUAUGGACAGAACUCGGGAAUAAAGGACACAUAAACCAACCGCCAGAACGAACAGCAAAUUUCUAUUCUAUUAACUCCGUUGUUGCCACAUGGGUUUUUUUUUUUUUUUUUACCCGGUUGGUUUUGUGGGUACAGGGUGAAACUGCGUUACCUGAAGCUGUUAAAUAAAACCUACAUGCUGUA